Cuscuta epithymum is the source of this 1095-nucleotide messenger RNA. NCBI's taxonomy places the organism in Eukaryota, Viridiplantae, Streptophyta, Magnoliopsida, Solanales, Convolvulaceae. The record is from the annotation of a GenBank genome assembly.
AAGAAAAGAAAAACGUUUGGUCACCACUCCCCAGAGCCUUCUCUCCUUUGUUGAAAAUCUACCAAUCGCCGAACCAAAUCGAACAAAGCCUGAGUCUUAUUGAAGUGGACAUGGUUUGCUUGGCGUGUUUGUUGCCGCUCUUCCUUGUUCCAAUUGUGAACCUUUUGCCACUUCUCUUCGAUUUUAUCAUGGCGAAGAUUUACAGAUUAUUUGGGAAGGAGUACCAAAAACCUGCUAGGGCUCCUCCAGCUUGUCCUUAUAAACCGUCGACCACCAAGCCCAAUAAUUCAGUUCUAAAGGAUUCUUCUGUAGAUCAAGAGCCUCUCCAUUCAUUGGCUGGAGGUGAUCAUGGCAAGAGUGAAUGAAAACGUUACAUGUUAUGCAACUGUUAGAUGUGUUCUAUAUCUUUACUCAUAUUUACUACGCAUAUUCUGUUAUACUCCGUACUAAACAUUGGAAAAUAUAGAUGUUGGUAAAAUCUAAAAAGACUUCAGUUUCGCACUCCGACAUGACACAUUCAACCUUUUAAAUACUUCAAAUAGAUGUUGGGUGAUGUUGGCGAUCCAUGUGGUGUGGCAAUAUCUAUUUCUAAUUUAUUGGAAAUACAACAUCUAUUGUCAUAUUUUUAUUAAUAGGAAUUAAGGACAACAUCUCUUUUCCCACCUUAAGAAAUUCUCAACAAACGAGAAUCUUUCAACAAAUUAGUUGGAACAUGAAAGCUGCUGGUGUGGCAAUUUUGCUGAUGUUGCGAUCCAUGUGUGAUCCUCGUGGUAGACUCGUAUCAAGCUGGACUGAAUUUACUGUUUUAAGAGGAUCUCUGCUGGUUUAAAGAAGACAGGAAAGAGUCUCACAUCCUUAUGAAGAUUACUUGUAGUGGCCAGGUUUUAUUUACACUGAUUAAGAGCAUCUCCAUUCAUCCUCCUCAAUUUUACCGUUUUUUAUGGCUUGUUACUGCCAUGUUAUGUGUUCUAUUUCUUUACUCAUAUUUACUACGCAUAUUCUGUUAUACUCCGUACUAAACAUUGGAAAAUAUAGAUGUUGGUAAAAUCUAAAAAUACUUCAGUUUCGCACUCCGACAUGACACAUUCAACCUUU